UGUGUGUUUUGCCCGGCUACACAUCUCAGGUCCUGCGCAGUGCUCGCGCUGAAGAAGGGUGCGCGCGCAGCGGGAUGCAGAAGGAGUGGCGCGCGCAAAUGUUGCAGACAUAGUUUAUAGGCACGGUAUAAUCCGGAUUCAGGAGCAGCGGCUGUAUUUUACCUGUGAGCGUCCGUGCAAUGAUUCGAUGAGCCGUCAAUGGACGUGACUCUGUGAUCUAGGAUACAAGGCAAGAGACUUGCAUUCCGACAGGGCGGUGGGUGUUGGUCGCCAGCUGCAAAUAUGGGCACGGUGCUCUCCAUUUCUCCUACCUCUAAGAAAGGGGGCAUUCUGGAUGAAAAGCCGGAGAUUGCGCACGGUGCCAGUGGCAAGGCUGAGAAAACCCUAAAGCGCCAUUCGGUUCUUAUAUCAGCCCUGACGUGGAAGAGGUUGGUAGCGGCGUCGGCAAAAAAGAAGAGUGCCAAAAAAGUGAACCCCAAUCCACCUCAGAUCAGCAAUCCGGUGGAUCAGCUUAAUACAGAAAAUCUAAAGAAAUCGCAGUCGGGAUCCGAGCGCAAAAAGCAAGGACCGUUAGCCGUUCCAGUUCCAACAGUUCCAGAUAAAAGCUGCCAGAAUGGAACACAAAAUGCCAAGCAGCUCCUCCCGGUGCAAAGGCAAUCCAGCACCAGGUCGAUCAUCUCCCCACGCAGGGUGAUAGUCCAGGCUUCCACGGGAGAACUCCUGCGCUGUCUGAGCGACUUCAUGUGCCGCAGGUGCUACAAGCUGAAAGAGCUCAGCCCCAACGAGAUCAUCCUAUGGUUCCGCAACGUGGAUCGUUCUCUCCUGAUCCAAGGCUGGCAAGACCAGGGCUUCAUCACGCCUGCCAACCUGGUUUUCGUCUAUCUGCUGUGUCGGGAAGCCGUGACCGAGGACAUCAGCAGUGAGUUCGAGCUGCAGGCCACCUUCCUCACCUGCUUGUACCUGGCCUACUCGUACAUGGGCAACGAGAUCUCGUACCCUCUAAAACCGUUCCUGGUGGAGACCAACAAGGAGGUGUUCUGGGAGCGCUCGCUGCGCAUCAUUGAUAAAAUGAGCGCCCAGAUGCUGCAGAUCAAUGCCGAUCCGCACUUCUUUACCGAGGUCUUCCAGGACCUGAAAAACCAAGGAGGCCCCAAGGACACCAAUGCCAAAUGGACAAGCACUUUGGAUCGCUAGGGUACAGAGUUUAUUUUAAACAGAUCUUAGACAAAUCCUGUCCAUAAAGGCUGAAUUGAAUGUAAGGCCCAGAUCGGGUGAAGGCGUGAGGUGUCACGCUGCGUACUGCUGCCGUAGAAUGAAAAUGGACCGAGGGGUGAGCUUCGCCUCCAAGACAGAGGAUUCAUGUUAUUUUAUCUGUAUAAUACUUUGCCCCAGAGGGACACGACUCUUAGUUUAUUUAAUGCAUGCUUAAAAUAUUCUUCUUGUAUCUUCAUUGUGGCUUUAAAUGAAGAAAAAAUAAUGCCGGGUUACAGUGAGGGUUGUAUACAGUGUUAGCUAGUGCGUCCGUGUUCAGAGCUUUUAUUUCUGUAUCGAGAGAGCAGAAGCAAUGUUGUCACCGACGCUGAGCUGUCCGUGGUGCUGGUCUUCAACACGCACGCGCACACGCACACACACACACACACACACACACACACACACACACACUUCACAGGUAUGCUAUCUAUUUAAACGUUGAAUGUACCUAUUUUGCAACAGAUCUGAAUCUCUACAGUCCAAUGUGCCAAUUGUUAUAGUAUAAAACGUAAUGUUUUAUAUUGUAUAUUUAAAAAUAUAUGAAUAACAAAUACAA
This is a messenger RNA of Trichomycterus rosablanca, 1807 nucleotides long. It is a transcript of the gene cdk5r2a, whose product is annotated as cyclin dependent kinase 5, regulatory subunit 2a (p39). The coding region runs from base 283 to 1194 and encodes 303 amino acids. Gene Ontology annotation, cellular component: protein kinase 5 complex; cytoplasm; growth cone. The transcript has a single exon. Gene Ontology annotation, biological process: axon guidance; brain development. The record is from RefSeq and is a predicted model, not a curated record. Lineage: Eukaryota; Metazoa; Chordata; Actinopteri; Siluriformes; Trichomycteridae. Gene Ontology annotation, molecular function: cyclin-dependent protein serine/threonine kinase activator activity; protein kinase binding.